This is a messenger RNA of Talaromyces proteolyticus, 411 nucleotides long. RefSeq lists its product as uncharacterized. Bases 1 to 411 code for a protein of 136 amino acids. The record is from RefSeq and is a predicted model, not a curated record. Lineage: Eukaryota; Fungi; Ascomycota; Eurotiomycetes; Eurotiales; Trichocomaceae. The transcript has 2 exons.
AUGGCUCACUUCACUCUCUUCCACUACCUCUUCGCCAUCUUCGUUGUGCUGGCCAUGGUCGCCAACGCACGGCCAACAACCUCUGAACCCGAUACUGCUGACCUUGCUGGGAUGCUGGAAAUGCUUACCGGGUCUAAAUCCAACAGCAAACAGAGGGCGGAGUCAGCUGAUGACGAACAGUCCGAAUAUAUGCAGGCCAUAAAGGACGCCAUGGAUGUUGCUUCCCAGGCCACUCCUACCACUGCCGGCCCUCGAGCAACUCCUAGCGUGGCUGCCACUGCGCCUACCCAGCCAUCAGGCAGUACCCGCCCAGCGGCUGAGGCUAGCCCAGCUGCAACUACACCGGCUACAAAGCCAAAUGUGUUGUCGAACAUUCCUCUCCUCGGACCAAUGUUGGGCGAUCUGGCAUAA